GGCGGCGGCCGCGACUGCCCGCGUCCGAGGCUCGCGGGCGGCAGACCCCGGCUUGUACACCAUGGACAGUUUUGCUGAGGGAGAUUCCACUGUAGCGAAUUAUGCCUUGUUAAAAGAUUGCUCUUAUAUGGACGAUUGUAUUAUUGCUCCUGAACUUCUGGCUGAUGAUUAUGUUCGUGUGACUCAGCUUUACUGUGACAGGAUGGGUGUGCAAUAUAAAGAUUAUGCCCAAAGUGAAAGAAAUUUAGAAUUUGACAUCUGCAGUAUAUGGUGUAGUAAACCAAUAUCUGUCCUGCAAGAUUAUUGUGAUGCCAUUAAAAUAAACAUCUUCUGGCCCCUUCUGUUUCAACAUCGAAACUGUUCUGUAAUAUCACGAUUGCAUCCCUGUGUGGAAGUCAACAAUUCUCGUGCUUCUGAGAUAAGUUUGAAGAAAUUACAACAUCUUGAAUUGAUGGAAGAUAUUGUGGAUUUGGCAAAGAAAGUUGCUAAUGAUUCAUUCCUUAUUGGAGGCUUAUUGAGAAUUGGUUAUAAAAUAGAAAAUAAAAUCUUGGUGAUGGAAGAAGCUUUGAAUUGGGUCAAAUACACAGGCGAUGUAACAAUCCUAACUAAACUAGGAUCAGUUGACAAUUGUUGGCCUAUGUUAAGUGUUUUUUUUACUGAAUAUAAGUAUCACAUAACUAAAGUUGUAACAGAAAACUGCAAUUUACUUGAAGAAUUUAAAACCCAAAGUUGUAUGGAUUGUAUAGAGCAAGGAGAACUAAUGAAAAUGAAAGGAAAUGAAGAGUUUUCCAAAGAAAGAUAUGAUAUAGCUAUUAUCUAUUACACCAGAGCCAUUGAAUUUAGACCUGAUAACCACCUUCUUUAUGGUAACCGAGCUCUUUGUUUUCUUCGUACUGGACUAUUUAGAAAUGCGCUUGGUGAUGGGAAGAGAGCCACUAUUCUGAAGAACACUUGGCCAAAGGGUCACUAUCGUUAUUGUGAUGCUCUUUCUAUGCUGGGGGAAUAUGACUGGGCCUUGCAAGCAAACAUAAAAGCUCAAAAACUCUGUCAAAAUGACCCUGAGGGAAUCAAGGAUCUAAUUCAUCAGCACAUAAAGUUACAGAAACAACUAGAAGACCUACAAGGUCGAACACCAAAAAAGAAUCCAGUUAAAACCUUUUAUGAAAACAGGGCCUACACACCUAGGAGUUUAUCAGCACCUACAUUUAGUACUUCACUUAACUUUGUGGAGAAGAAAAGAGAUUUCAGAAAAGUUAACCAUGAAAUGGCAAACGGUGGUAAUCAGAAUCUACAGAAUGUAGAAGAGGCUUCAAAGGUAGACAAUUAUGACUGUCAUCCUGAAUUUCCACCACCACCAAGUCAGCUUCCAAAACAUAAAGGAAAACAAAAAUCCUGGAACAACGAAACAGAGAAGCUCAGUUCUAGUUCACAAUUGACUUUACCAAUAGAUUGGAAAAACAUCUUGGAAAAACAGUUUUCUAAAUCUUCCAGAGCUGCCCGCCAGGAUUUUGCUAAUAUACUGAAGAUGCUGAGAAGUUUAAUUCAAGAUGGUUAUGCAGCUUUGUUGGAGCAACGUUGCCGCAGUGCUGCACAAGCCUUUACAGAGUUGCUGGAUGGCUUAGAUCCUCAGAAAAUAAAGCAAUUGAACCUGGCCAUGAUUAACUAUGUCUUAGUAGUCUAUGGACUUGCUGUUUCUCUACUUGGAAUAGGACAGCCUGAGGAAUUAUCUGAAGCUGAAAACCAGUUUAAGAGGAUCAUUGAACACUACCCCAGUGAGGGACUUGAUUGCUUGGCCUACUGUGGAAUUGGAAAAGUAUAUUUGAAAAAAAACAGAUUUCUAGAAGCUCUCAAUCACUUUGAGAAAGCCCGAACCUUGAUUUAUCGUCUUCCUGGAGUGUUAACUUGGCCUACAAGUAAUGUGGUCAUUCAAGAGUCUCAACCAGAGAAAAUAAAGAUGCUAUUAGAGAAAUUUGUUGAAGAAUGCAAGUUCCCUCCAGUGCCAGAUGCCAUUUGUUGCUAUCAAAAGUGCUGCGGAUAUUCCAAAAUCCAGAUAUACAUAAGUGAUCCAGACUUUAAGGGUUUUAUACGCAUCAGCUGUUGCCAGUACUGUAAAAUAGAAUUUCACAUAAACUGCUGGAAGAAGUUAAAAGCAACAACUUUUAAUGAUAAAAUUGACAAGGAUUUUCUGCAAGGAAUUUGUCUUACCCCUGACUGUGAAGGUAUCAUUUCUAAGAUUAUUAUCUUUAGCAGUGGUGGUCAAGUUAAAUGUGAAUUUGAACACAAGGUCAUAAAAGAAAAGGUUCCAAGACCUAUUCUGAAACAGAAAUGUUCUAGUCUAGAGAAGUUGAGACUAAAAGAAGACAAAAAAUUGAAGAGAAAAAUCCAAAAAAAAGAAGCAAAAAAAUUAGCACAAGAAAGAAUGGAAAAGGACUCAAGAGAAAGUAAUCCACCCAAAAAUGAAGAACAGAAAGAAACUGUAGACAUGAUUCAAAGCUGUCAGUUCCUUGAUGACAGAAUUCUACAGUGUCUAAAGCAGUAUGCUGACAAGAUUAAAUCUGGUAUACUGAAUACUUCCAAACUUCUCAAAGAGUUGCUUUCUUGGAAAGUUUUGAGCCUAGAAGACUAUGCAACCUGUUUUUGUAGCAAAAAUUUUCUAAAUGAAGCAGUGGACUAUGUUAUUCAUCACUUGAUUCAGGAAAAGAAUAGAGUAAAGACAAGGAUAUUUCUGCAUGUUUUGAGUGAACUUAAAGAAAUGGAACCCAACUUAGCCACCUGGAUCCAGAAACUUAAUAACUUUGGCUUAGAUGCUACAGGACCCUUUUUUUCUCGUUAUGGGGCGUCUCUUAAAGAGAUUGAUUUUAGUGUCAUGACUUUUCUCUGGAAUGAAAAAUACGGUCAUAAACUCGACUCUAUAGAAGGAAAGCAGUUUGACUAUUUCUAUGAGCCAACAUCAUUGAAGGAAGCACGUUGUUUAAUAUGGCUGCUAGAAGAACACAGAGAUAAGUUCCCAGCAUUACACAGUGCUUUGGAUGAAUUCUUUGAUAUAAUGGACAGCCGCUGUACUGUAUUAAGGAAACAAGACAGUGGUGAAGCAACAUUUAGUUCUACCAAGGUGAAAAACAAAGGAAAGAAAAAGAAGCCAAAAGGUUCAAAGCCUAUGUUAAUUGGGUCUGGAACAACUUCAGUAACACCAAAUAAUGAGACUGUCUCUUCAGGUGAAGACCCUAACAGACAGAAUUCAGAUUCUGUAGGCCCAUUUGCAGUGCCGGACCAUCUUCGGCAAGACAUAGAAGAAUUUGAAGCUCUCUAUUACCAACACAGUAAUGAAUAUGUUAUCCGCAAUAAGAAGCUGUGGGACAUUAACCCAAAACAAAAAAGUUCAACUCUGUAUGAUUACUUCUCUCAGUUUUUAGAAGAAUAUGGUCCCUUGGACAUGAAUAACAAGAUGUUUUCUGAAUAUGAGUUCUUCUCAGAAGAAACUCGAGAUAUAAUAGAAAAAGCAGGAGGUUUACAAUCUUUUCUCCUGGGAUGUCCUCGUUUUGUUGUGAUUGACAACUGUAUUGCAUUGAAGAAAGUUGCAUCACGGCUCAAGAAAAAAAGGAAGAAAAACAUUAAAACAAAAGUAGAAGAAUUUUCAAAAUCAGGAGAAUAUUUACGAGUUAAAUUACCUCUGAAUCCAGCUGCCAGGGAAUUUAAGCCAGAUGUAAAGUCCAAAUCAGUGUCUGAUUUAUCUUCAGCACCAGCUUCUGACAAUGUAAAGCCCAAACCUGUGUCUGCUAAUUUUUCCAAACCAGCUUGUGAAGAUGUGAAGCCCAAAUCCAUAUCUGGUAAUUCUUCUGGACCUGUUUCUGAGGAUGGGAAAUCGAAAGGAGUCUCUUCUAAUUCUCCUAAACCAGUCUUUGAAGAUGCAAAUCACAAGGCACUCUCCUCUAAUUCUCCCAAACCAGUUCCUGAAGAUGUAAAACCAACCUAUUGGACUCAGUCUCAUUUGGUCACUGGAUAUUGUACAUAUCUUCAGGGAUUUAAUAUUACCCAGACAUCACCAACAUCCAUAAAUGUGUUACCCCAAUACACCAGCAUAUACACACCUUUGACCAGCAUUUCUGCUGAAUAUCAGCUACAAAGAUCAGUAACAGUGGUGCCGUCUUUUGUAGCCGGUGACAGAACAGAUAAAAAUGCUGCUGUAUAUUUUGAGGGUCAUCAUUUGAAUGCUGUGAAUGCUGCUGGUAGCCAGAUUGCCUCUGAAACUCAGACCUUUGAGAAUUCUUUGGGAGUAUCUGUAAAGUCACAGCGCAGCACGGGUGAUGCUGAUACAGCCCCAAGUGAGUCUAAUGGAAAUGAUGGGCACUGUGGGAAUUCAAACAGCAAAUCUGAAGUAAAUCCAGAAAGCACCAAUGCAAUAGCAAAUAUUCCGCCUACACAGAUGGUUGCUGUACAGAUGUCUUGGAACAAAACAUACCAAGAAGUCAAUACUGAGCCAUAUGAUCCUUUUGCGGCACAGCAGGGGAAAAUUUUACAGAUUGAAAAGGAGUACCAAGUAUUACAAGAACAGUUUAAGGAAGCAUGUCAAAAUUAUGAGCAGAUAAAACUUAAGGGCUCAGAAGAGACCAGGGACCUGGAAGAAAAGUUGAAAAGGAAUUUAGAAGAAAACAAGAUCUCAAAAACAGAAUUAGAUUGGUUCCUCCAAGACUUGGAAAGAGAAAUUAAAAAAUGGCAACAGGAAAAAAAAGAAAUCCAAGAAAGAAUAAAAGCACUGAAGAAAAAAAUUAAGAAGGUUUCAAAUGCCAGUGAAAUGUAUACCCAGAAAAAUGAUGGAAAGGUUAAGGAGCAUGAAUUACAUCUGGAUCAGUCCCUUGAAAUCAGUACUACUCUUACAAAUGAGAAAAUGAAAAUAGAAGAGUGUAUAAAGAAAGGGAAAGAGGAUUAUGAAGAGAGUCAUCAAAGAGCUGUAGCUGCAGAGGUAUCUGUACUUGAAAACUGGAAGGAGAGUGAAGUGUAUAAGUUACAGAUCAUGGAGUCACAAGCAGAAGCCUAUCUUAAGAACUUGAAGCUAAUGAGCAGUGAUUCUGCAGCAUGUCCUGACAUGGAAUCUGAAAAACAUUCAUGGGAAUUGUUUCUUUCUAAUGUUACAAAAGAAAUUGAGAAAGCAAAGUCUCAGUUUGAAGAACAAAUAAAGGCAAUUAAAAAUGGCACUCGGCUCAGUGAACUUUCUAAAGUGCAAAUUUCUGAGCUUUCAUUUCCUGUCUGUAAUAUAAUUCAUCCUAAGUUACUCCUUGAGUCUUUAGGACGUGAUGAUCAAGAGCUUGUGACUUCUGCAAGUGACGGGACUGGAAACCACACAACAGUUCUGAAUUCCAGUCUGCUCUCUGACAGUGACUGCCCGGUGGAGGCUCCUUCCAUGCCAUUGCCGGAGCCACCCUUGGGUCAGCUUGAAGUUGCUCAGCCACCAGGGCCAAAGAGGACUGGCCAGGCAGCUUCAUCAAAGCUAAGCUCUGUGGUCAACCAGAAACCACCUGUCCCUCAAGGACGUGCUACUUGUUCAAGCCAGUCUCCAAAAAAGCCAUUCAAUAGUAUUAUCGAGCACCUAUCAGUGGUAUUCCCAUGUUACAACAGCACUGAGCUUGCUGGUUUUACUAAAAAACUGCAAAACAAAAACAAGAACUUACUCUCAGGAUUGAGUAUUGAUGAAAUUGUCCAAAAAGUGACAGAACACAUUCUAGAUGAACAGAAAAAGAAAAAGCCAAAUCCAGGAAAGGACAAGAUAUCGGAGCCCAGCUCCGCUGCCUCUGUGAACUCCUCCCAGAGCCCACCCUCAGUGACUGUGGGACUAUCACUCAAAACUAAGGGGAAGAAAACAGAAGAUGUCCAUGCAUCUGGUGCAAGUUCCUGUGAAAUAUGCCAUGAAGUGUUCAAAUCAAAAAAUGUGCGUGUGCUAAAAUGUGGGCACAAGUAUCACAAGGGGUGCUUUAAGCAGUGGCUUAAAGGGCAGAGCACUUGCCCAGCCUGCCGGGAUCAUGAUCUCCUGCUAGAAAAGUAGCCUGCAGUUUCUGGAAGAGGCCCCCACAGUGAAAAUUAGGAACCAUCUUUCUGCUACUCUAAGAAGUCACACUUCACUAUGUAAUUCACUGGCGUGUUGAAUUGGAAGCAUGACAAGUUAGUACCUUUGGCAUAAAAAGCAAACAACAUUUGAAGAUCUUCUUACAAUGUGUGUCUUAAAGCUAGUGCAUGGAAAUCUUUAAUACAGUUGAUACUAAGUAAUUUCCUUACUCUGCUUAAACAUUUUGAUGAUGGCCAAGUAGUGGGUAAUAAAUGACACACAAGCACAUUCUUAGUUGUGGGGGUUGUUGUACAGGGCCUUCUGAGGUGGGUGGCUUCUUUUGGAAAGUGCCCAAAGAUUCAUAUCUCCUCUUCAUGAAAUACCAUCUGUUUGGGAUUUUUCAUUUCAUUCUUUUAUUUUUCCUUCAUAGAUUUUUUU
Carlito syrichta (Philippine tarsier) is the source of this 6475-nucleotide messenger RNA. It is a transcript of the gene TTC3, whose product is annotated as tetratricopeptide repeat domain 3. Gene Ontology annotation, molecular function: ubiquitin-protein transferase activity; protein binding. Gene Ontology annotation, biological process: ubiquitin-dependent protein catabolic process. Lineage: Eukaryota; Metazoa; Chordata; Mammalia; Primates; Tarsiidae. The transcript is spliced from 46 exons. Bases 62 to 6037 code for a protein of 1991 amino acids. The record is from RefSeq and is a predicted model, not a curated record.